This is a messenger RNA of Cylas formicarius (sweet potato weevil), 2360 nucleotides long. RefSeq names its product forkhead box protein E3-like. Bases 174 to 1334 code for a protein of 386 amino acids. Gene Ontology annotation, biological process: cell differentiation; anatomical structure morphogenesis; regulation of transcription by RNA polymerase II. Lineage: Eukaryota; Metazoa; Arthropoda; Insecta; Coleoptera; Brentidae. The record is from RefSeq and is a predicted model, not a curated record. The transcript is spliced from 7 exons. Gene Ontology annotation, molecular function: DNA-binding transcription factor activity, RNA polymerase II-specific; RNA polymerase II cis-regulatory region sequence-specific DNA binding.
UAUUGGACACGGCCUGCUGCGACCGCGGCAAAGCGUUUAUCGGUUAGCAACUACAAUCGUACGUUUUAUAUCAGCCCGCGGCCGUACAGAAAAAGUUUUAUAUUUGGUUGUUUGUGUGAUAAAGUUUGACCCGGACACCUCCAGCAAUCCUGGAGUUGUAUAGGACCGUGGUGAUGAACAUGACAGGACCGUCGACUUUGCCGGAAGCGUUAACCUUCGCGGGGAACAGGCAUACCAGUCAUAUUUUGACAUCGAAUUUACUAAGUACGGACUACCACAAGGUCAAAACCGAAUCCGACAUUAACUAUGGUCUGUCCUCGCUGUCCUCCACAUUGAUUUUACACCCCCACGUUCCAGAUCUGCCACCAUCUCCGAACUGCAGUCUCAGCCGAACGCCGACCAGCAUCCUUGACAACCACGUUCCAGAUCUGCCACCAUCUCCGAACUGUAGCCUGAGCCGAACGCCGACUAGCGUCCUCGACAAUCACGUUUCAGAUCUGCCGCCGUCUCCGAACUGUAGCCUGAGUCGAACGCCGACCGGUGUCCUCGAGAGUCACGAUAACGCCUCGCCCAAAACCCCAAAACAUUCCUCACGAGCGUCGAGCGGCAACUCUUGCCAGUCGCCUCAACCUCAGCCUUCCUCCUCCACCACCCCCAGCAACAACACGCCCAGCAGUACCGAAACCAAACCUCCUUACUCUUACGUGGCACUCAUCGCGAUGGCUAUAAAGUCGAAACCGUUGAAACGCGCCACCCUAUCGGAAAUCUACGCCUUCAUAACCUCGAAAUUCUCGUAUUACGAGACCAACAAGAAAGGCUGGCAGAACUCGAUCAGGCACAACCUGAGCUUGAACGAGUGUUUCAUCAAGGUGCCGCGGGAGGGCGGUGCCGAAAGGAAAGGCAAUUACUGGAUGCUCGAUCCUCAGUACGAGGGCAUGUUCGAGAACGGGAACUUCAAGCGCAGGAGGAGAAUGAAACGUCCCGCUGCGUCGGCGCCGUAUCCGAAAACUUUCUUCGGUGAUGCUUUCGGCCAACACGCGUUGCCGACACUUCCGAGGAACAUUUUUACCACACCGCCGACCUACGCUCCAGCUUACUCCAGAUACGACGCUCCGUGGCUCGGCCAGUCGCAGCUGACCUCCUACAGCACCUGCAACUCCACCGGAUAUCCUCAGCAACCGUAUCCUUCAGCAGCGGCUUUCAGUCCAUGCAGCGUACGGCAAGAAACUACGAUGCGCUACCCCCCCUAUUGGCCACCCGAGAUGGUGACUACAGUAAAAGAGGAAGACGAGCAAGAUUACCCUACAGAGUUCAUUCACAACUACUUUCCGUGAUGAAGCGCAGACCACAUCUAGUCGAAGGAUACGGAGCAAAGAUAUUUCAGGUUUAUUUAUUGAUUAUUUUAGGAUGCGGGAUAAGAGAGAGGGGAGCAAAGACACAGCAAGUGAUAAAAAAGUACUUUAAUCUAUUGUAGUGUAAGUGUAAAUAGUUGUUUUUCUUUCAAACGGGCAAUGUGAAUAGACCUCUGCAAACCAUGUGAUUUAUUUAGAUAUAUUCGGUAACAAAUAUGCAAUCCGUGGUGUGACUAAAAUAGAGGAAGAGAGAAUUAAAACAAUGUUAAUGUACUAUAGUAUUUUCGCUGAAUCGUAAUGUUGUUCGGUUCUUCGCUAUAAGGGGAAACUUUUGGGAAAAUGUGAACACUUUUUCCCGAAAACUCUGGCUAUAUAGUAACGGUAUCGAAAUAUUUGGAUAUUGUUUUUUUUUUAAGCCCUGAGAUCAAAUGCUCUUCUUAAAUCUGGCCUUUUGGGUAUAUUUCGAAUUAAAAAAAAAAGUGUAAAAAAAUCAAAUGUUACCGUCGUUUCCGGUCAAACAGGACGUGCAUUGAUUUCGUAAAAGUUAAAGUGUUUCCACUUUCUUCUGUCACCCUGUAUAUGUUAGGCGAAGGAAUAAUUAUAUACUGUUAAUAAAACUCGUCCACGAAUACAGUGUCAUUGACUUGGAACUAUGAGCAAAGCACAUUUAUUUUCUCAGAAACGAGAUGGUACCUAUGACUAUAUUUUGGUCAGCGCAAAUGUCACGUCGUAAUGUUUAAAACCCAGACGAAUUUCGCAAGCUUUGGUAAAUCUUAAGGAAAUCGCCUAUACGAGUAUCGCUAGUGCACAAUACAGUUUUUUUUUAUAAUUUCCAUUUGGGUUGGACGUAAAAUGUAAAAGAGUCUUUUUAUCAAUGUCAACCUUUCCGUUUCGUUACUCCGUCCGAUGAUGUAGCGUUAGGACAGAAAAUAAUGUUUUGGUUUAAUUUAUUGCAUUGUACGUGUUUAAUAAUUUAUCAUGGCCUUGAAAAUAAACCUUUCUAUAAAU